This is a messenger RNA of Oncorhynchus kisutch (coho salmon), 8260 nucleotides long. Its product is annotated as bromodomain-containing protein 4. Lineage: Eukaryota; Metazoa; Chordata; Actinopteri; Salmoniformes; Salmonidae. Gene Ontology annotation, cellular component: chromatin; nucleus. The record is from RefSeq and is a predicted model, not a curated record. Gene Ontology annotation, biological process: regulation of DNA-templated transcription; chromatin remodeling.
UUCGUUCGUGGAGAGGUGACAUUCCUCCGAAUGACGUCCUGACGUUCCCCCUACGUCUGACGUCACUGACGUCGAACGGGGCUGUUUGUUCUGGAUUCAGGGGUGAGGAAGACCUGCGCGCGCUGACAACCGACAGAAAAAGGUCACUACUCCACCCCUCUCGUCAACCAACCAACCAACCAAAGGAAGACUGGCCCCUCUCUCCUGCCCCCCCCUCCAGGUCACUACUCCACCCCUCUCGUCAACCAACCAACCAAAGGAAGACUGGUCCCUCUCUCCUGCCCCCCUCCAGGUCACUACUCUACCUCUCCAUUCUGAGAGAUGACACUCCCUCUGGACUAGACCAAGUCUGCACCACAACAGACAAACAUACAGUCCAGCGUUUUGUGUGAUGGCCUGAGAGGGCUUCCCAGUCUAGCCUGCCUGCCUCUCCCGGCUCCAAACUGUCUGACUGGGACUCCCCCCCUCCCCGCCUGCUACGCCCUGCCUCCGUCGCCAUGGGAGACGGCCUGGAGGCGGGCAGCAGCCUAGACCCCGCCCCCCGCUCUCUCUCCUGUAACCCCCCGCCCCCCGAGACAUGGAACCCCUCGAGGCCGAAACGACAGACCAACCAGCUACAGUACCUGUUGAAGGUGCUGCUGAAGACGCUGUGGAAACAUCACUUCUCAUGGCCCUUCCAGGCUCCCGUAGAUGCCAUCAAACUCGGCCUGCCUGAUUACUAUCAGAUCAUCAAGGUUCCUAUGGACAUGGGCACCAUUAAGAAGAGACUGGAGAACAGCUACUAUUGGAACGCCCAGGAAUGUAUACAGGACUUCAACACCAUGUUCACCAACUGUUACAUCUACAACAAGCCUGGUGAUGACAUAGUGUUGAUGGCAGAGUCUCUAGAGAAGAUGUUUCUUCAGAAGAUCUCUGAGAUGCCCCAAGAGGAGACUGAGAUCGCCAUGGUUACCAAGGGGCGGAGGGCGGGGCAGAGAGAAGCAGGUCUCCUGUCUAAGUCUGACUCCGGCCAGGAUUCAUCUCCCUCCUCCACCCCCCACACCCGAGGUUUCUCCUCCCCUUCGCCGGGCCCUCAGACUCGGUGUCUCCCCGUAUCCCAGGGGCCCCCCACCCUCCCCCUCGCCCUCCCCCCUCAGACCCAGCCCCCUCGCGUUCCCCCCACCCCUCCCUCCCACGCCCCCCAGCUGGGACCACCCUUCCCCAUCAGCCCUCUGGAUGUCCUGGCCCAGGGCCUCACCUCCGUACCCCACCACCCCCCAGCCCACCCAGGCCUUCACCCUGCUGCCCCACCCAUCCCCCAGAGCAUCGCACCCCCAGCUAAGCAGAGGAAGAGCCAGAAGAGGAAGGCUGACACUACCACACCCACCGCCAACGACCAGCUCAGCGAGUCGUCUCCCGUGGCGACGGAGCCCCCCCGACCCCGCCGUGAGAGCAGCAGCCGCCCGCUGAAGCAGCCCAAACGAGACCCUGCCCAGCCCGACUCCCAGCCACCUGGGGCUAGGCGGGGGGGUUCCUGGGGUGGAGCGUUAACUAGUCACGGCGGGAGCCCCAAACGACAGGAGCAGCUGCUGUUCUGUGGCGGUCUUAUCAGAGACAUGUUGUCAAAGAAACACAUUGCAUACGCGUGGCCCUUCUACAAGCCUGUCGACGCGCACGCCCUCGGCCUCCACGACUACCACCACAUCAUCAAACACCCUAUGGACCUCGGAACCGUCAAGGAUAAGCUGGACAGCAGGCAGUACAGAGAUGCUCAGCACUUUGCUGCUGAUGUCCGGUUGAUGUUCUCCAACUGUUACAAAUACAACCCCCCAGACCAUGACGUGGUCAAUAUGGCACGCAAACUACAGGACGUGUUUGAGAUGCGCUUUGCCAAAAUGCCAGACGAGCUUGAGGAGACGGCCCCCUUCCCCUCCCCAGCCCUCAAACCCCUCCCCAUCAUCUCCCCUGCCCUCCACCCCCUCCCCGUCCCCGCCCUCCACCCCCUCCCCACCCCCUCGGCCAGACAGCCCCCUGCCCCCCGACCCCCCUACUCCUCCGAUGACAGCUCCUCCUCAUCGGAAUCAGAAUCCUCUGAGGGAGGUUUGGAACACGAGAGAACACAGAGACUGGCUGAACUACAGGAACAGCUCAAAGCUGUUCACGAACAGCUGGCCGCUCUGUCCACGCCCCAGGCCACGAAGCCCAAGAGAAAAGAGAGGGAGAAGGAGAAGAAUAAAGACAAGUUCAAGAAGAAGAUAGGAGGGGAGGAGCCACCGGAGAUCCCGCCCCCUGCCAUCCUCCAGCCAAUCAGAAAGAGCAAAAACAGCAAGGAGCUGGUGACCACGCCCAAGAAGAUCAAGAAACCGAGUAAGAAAGAAGGUAUGAAGAGCAGCCGUCUGGGCGCCCCACAUCAGACCGGCUCCAUCCCCCUUGCCCCCUCAGCCUCGCUGGAGGCAGAAGAUCACAUGAGUGUGUUUGUGGGCGGGGCAGCUGACAGGUGUAAGCCAAUGUCCUACGAGGAGAAACGCCAGCUCAGUCUGGACAUCAAUAAACUGCCCGGCGACAAGCUGGGCCGUGUCGUCCACAUCAUCCAAUCACGAGAGCCAUCGCUCAAGAACACCAACCCAGACGAGAUAGAGAUCGACUUUGAGACGCUGAAACCCUCGACACUCCGAGAGCUGGAGACAUAUGUCUGGACCAGCCUUAGAAAGAAUAAGAAGAAAUCACAGCCAGUAGAGAAGGCUCUGGAGGUGACCAGUGUGAUGAAGAUGAAGACAGGAUCUUCAUCAGGCAGCAGUGACUCCUCUGACAGCGACGACACAGGGCUGGCCCCCCAGCAGCAAAAGUCCUCCUCUAGCAAUAUAUACAGUAAGAGACCCCACCAGUCCAGCAGGGGCGGGGUCAGCAUCACUGCCCCUCUGGACUCCUCCUCCUCCCCCCAGACCCCCCUAGUUCAGUCCAAACCCCCCCAGCAGCAGCAUCAACACCCCUUUGCCCCCUCUCCUCCUCCCUCCAUCCCCACUGUCCCCGUGACCUCUCUGGACUCCUCUUUGACCUUUGACCCCCUAGCUCACUUCCUGGCCCCCCAUCUGAGCCAGCAGGUGGGGGAGUCCCCCCGUAAUGAACUGGGGGCCCCUGCCGCCGUACCCCCCCACCUCAACGCUACCAACACACACACCUCUGAGAGCACACAGCCCUUCCUCAACCAGCAGGCCGUCAUGCCCUCCGUCAUGCUCUCCCCAGCACUCCACAACGCUCUCCCCCAGCAGCCGUCCCGCCCCAGCAACCGAGCGGCCCCUAAACCCCCUCAGCCUCCCCCCUCCUCCCUCUCCAACCCCUCCACUCCUCCUCCCCCCCAGGCCUCCCUCCACAUUCCCCAACCCUCGCUCCCUCGCCCUUGUGUCCCCUCUCCCCUCACCCCCCACGGAAUCCUGGGGGUGUCGGCCCAACCCCCUCAAGCCCUAUUUGAGGACGACGAGGAGGCCGUGCCCACUAACUCUGAAACCCCUCCCCUCCCGCUCAGCCAGGUGCACAUGUACCUGCAGUCGUCUCGGCCCCCGGCACACAUACACCCCCACACACAGUCUCCUGUGCGGGUCCAGACCCGGGCCCCGUCCCACACACAGUCUCCUGGGGGGGUCCAGUCCCGGGCCCCGGCCCACAUACAGUCUCCUGGGCGGGUCCAGUCCCGGGCCCCGGCCCCGGCCCACAUACAGUCUCCUGGGCGGGUCCAGUCCCGGGCCCCAGCCCACAUACAGUCUCCUGGGCGGGUCCAGUCCCGGCCUCCGGCCCACACACAGUCUCCUGGGCGGGUCCAGUCCCGGCCCCCGGCCCACACACAGUCUCCGGGGGGGGUCCAGUCCCGGCCCCCGGCCCACACACAGUCUCCUGGGGGGGUCCAGUCUCAGCUCAUGUCCCGGCCCCCGGCCCACACACAGUCUCCUGGGGGGGUCCAGUCCCGGCCUCCAGCCCACACACAGUCUCCUGGGCGGGUCCAUUCUCAGCUCAUGCAGGCCAUGCAGACUCAGUCACAGGCAGCGGCCGCUCCAACCCAGCAACAGCAGAGGCUCGCAACACAUUCUCACUCACACCCUCACUCACACGCUCACUCACACCCUCACUCACACGCUCACGCACACAUGCAGCAGGCGGGACAGGGGAUGUCGUUCCCCCAGCAACAGAGCACCAUGCACCCGGCACAGAAAGGGAUCAGACAGAUACUACAUCCACAACCAUCACCACGGAUACUACAUCCACAACCAUCACCACGGAUACUACAUCCACAACCAUCACCACGGAUACUACAUCCACAACCAUCACCACGGAUACUACAUCCACAACCAUCACCACGGAUACUACAUCCACAACCAUCACCACGGAUCAAAACUGAGCCUUUCAACACAGGUCCUCUGAGGGAGAGCCCCUCCCCUCUGAUGAUACAUUCUCCCCAGAUGCCUCCGUUCCCACCAAUGAGACAGUCCCCUUCCCAGCCCAAGAAACCUAACCAAAGGGUGAAAGAGGAGAAGCCGCUCCCCUCCCCGGUGCCGCCCCCCUCCCCUUUCAGCCCCACCCAGCGACACCACAAACCACAAGACAACAAACACACACACAGAUCAGAUGUGAAGCUAUUGGACAGUUCUCGUCCGGGGCUCCGCCUCCCGGACUCCCCGGCCCCUCCCCCUUCCCAUCAGGACAGCAAACUGAAGCAGGAGGCUAAAACACCCAUCACCGCCAAGAAGACACAGGAUGUCAAGUUAAAGAACAUGGGUUCCUGGGCCAGCUUGGCCCAGCGUUCGCAGUCCACCCCCACCUCCGCUGUCCGCUCCUCUAGCGACAGCUUCGAACAGUUCCGUCGCGCCGCCCGAGAGAAGGAGAGAGAGAAACAGCUUAAAGCACAGGCCGAGCAGGCCAGGAGAGAGCAGGAGAAACUACGUAGCCGUGACGACGAGGACUCUGUGGAACAGCAGGGGAGGGUGCGUGUCCAGGACUCUCGCCGUCGCCAGGAGCAACUUUCGCCUCAAGCCCCCACGCCCCCUGCCUCAACCCCUCCCGCCGUCUCCCCACAGGCCCCUCCCACUGAACAGGCCACACCCCCCUCGGCCGCAGCACAGAACGCCAUGGACCAGCAGAGGGAGCUGGCAAGACGCCGCGAGCAAGAGAGGAGGAGGAGAGAGGCGAUGGCGGACACCAUUGACAUCAACUUCCAGAGCGACCUGAUGGCCAUCUUUGAAGAGAACCUGUUCUGAGAGAGAGGAUGAGAAAGGAGGAGAGGGAGACAAAUGAACUCUACCUUAUCCCACCGGGGAUUUCACACACAACACCCCCCCCCCCCCUCUCUCUCUUUGAUUAGAGACCUCAGACCAGGAUGUGAGCUCCAGAGACUUGACGAAGACUGAGGCGAGGUACGGUAAUAAGGUGGAGCCCCCCCAGCGGUGGGGACCGGGAGUACAACUUCCACUUUUUUGCAAUUUCAGAUGCGUUUUUUGUGUCUAACUGCCCGUUUAUCGUUGAUGAUUGGUUGUUGCCGUGGGCAACUGUGAAACCGGAUACCUAUCGAUAAACAGAUAUUUGAACUCCUCUUGUAUUCUGAAAGGAAACCGAGGGAGGAGGGGAGGACUGAGAACUAUUACCUGAAAAUAAAGAAGAGGGGAAAAAGGGUUUAAUGUAGAAAGAAGAAGAUCACCUUGUGUUCUUCUGACGGGAGGGAGGGAGGGGCGGGGGCGAACAGACUUCUUUCUCUCUGAUUCAUUUCUCUCUUAAUCUAGUAUUUUUCUCACCCUGUUUUCUGAUGUUGAGUUUUAAGCGGGGUGGGUGGGGUUAGGGAGGAGGUUUGGGAGGGAGAAGUGAGCGGGCUGUGUGUGUUAUCAUGUUUGCGUCCCAAAAGGGCACCCUAUUCCCUUCAUAUAGUGCACUACUUGUGUCCAGGGCCCAUGGGGAUCUGAUCAAAGGUGGUGCACUAUAUAGGGAGUAGAGUAGCCAUUUGGGACGUAUCCCCUGAGAUGGGUUCAGUUUCUCUCUGGACAGCGGGAUGAACACCGGGGUCACACCCCAACACUAUAAAGAGGCACCCUUCCUUCCUUCCUUCUCACUCUCCUUGUUCUUUGUGACAUCACUGACUUGACACAAGUUGAAAGUGUAAAAGCUUGAACUCCAUUUUUUUCAGUCAUGUCUGAUUCAUUGAUUAUUUCAAGAAAGGAGGGAGGGAAAGGAGGGAAAGCAGGAAGGAUGAGUGAAGAAAGGACGGAAGAGAGGAAGGGAGGGAGGGGUACAUUUUAAAUGUUGGCCUUACAGCUCUGACCUGUAAAUGAACACACGCCACAGAUUAUACAUAUACAUAUAAAUAGAUGCAUAAAUAUAUAUUAUAUACGAUGAGAAGUCCCUAGAAAUAAUUGGAUGUUGUUGGGAGGGAGAAUUACUUAUCUGCCUUGUGCUCAAUUCCCUUUUGUUUUUUUUAGAGAAGUGACUGUAAGAAAAACAACUUUUUUAUGAUGCUAUAGAAAAUAGUUUGUCUUGUUCAUAACCUCCUUUCUCUCAUCCUGUUUUUCUCUUGUGUCAAGUUCAGAUAUUCAAGAGUUUCAAAGGCCUCUGUUUUUAUUUAAAUAUCAAAUCAUUUCUGGGUAACAAUGAGGUACGUCACUGUGAUUUGUUUUCAGUUGAAAUGGCCCAAAAUAAACCAAAAAUAGAUUCUUAGCAAAGAGCAAUUUCUCAAGCAAGAAUUUUGCUAGGACUGCCUGGGAGUGGUCUGAGUGGGGAGGGGAAACUGAAAACGAGCUGUUAUUGGCAGAGAGAUUUGGAACUCUUUCUUAUUGGUCGAUCAACUAAUUUAACGCAUGGUGAUGUCACCAGGCAGGCCAAAACUCCACCCCACCAAAACAGGCUGAUUUUCUUUUCAAACAGCUCCUACACUAAAAGGGUAUUAUCAUCAUUUUCACAAUUUAACAGUAUUAUUCCAGCCUUAUAGUGUGGAAAUAGAUAUAUAAACACAGGAAAAUCACUCUUUUGACGGCACUGGCCUGUAGCUACUUAACUUUGUUCUACUGUUCUACAUCCACCUGUAGCUACAUCCACCUGCUACUACACUUCCUUCUGUUCUGUAGCUACAUCCACCUGCUACUACACUUCCUUCUGUUCUGUAGCUACAUCCACCUGCUACUAGACUUCCUUCUGUUCUGUAGCUACAUCCACCUGCUACUACACUUCCUUCUGUUCUGUAGCUACAUCCACCUGCUACUACACUUCCUUCUGUUCUGUAGCUACAUCCACCUGCUACUACACUUCCUUCUGUUCUGUAGCUACAUCCACCUGCUACUAGACUUCCUUCUGUUCUGUAGCUACAUCCACCUGCUACUACACUUCCUUCUGUUCUGUAGCUACAUCCACCUGCUACUACACUUCCUUCUGUUCUGUAGCUACAUCCACCUGCUACUAGACUUCCUUCUGUUCUGUAGCUACAUCCACCUGCUACUACACUUCCUUCUGUUCUGUAGCUACAUCCACCUGCUACUACACUUCCUUCUGUUCUGUAGCUACAUCCACCUGCUACUACACUUCCUUCUGUUCUGUAGCUAUAUCCACCUGCUACUAUACUUCCUUCUGUUCUGUAGCUACAUCCACCUGCUACUACACUUCCUUCUGUUCUGUAGCUACAUCCACCUGCUACUACACUUCCUUCUGUUCUGUAGCUAUAUCCACCUGCUACUACACUUCCUUCUGUUCUGUAGCUACAUCCACCUGCUACUACACUUCCUUCUGUUCUGUAGCUACAUCCACCUGCUACUACACUUCCUUUCUUUAAUUCUUUAGCUUCUUACUCAUGUUCUUUUGUAUAUUCAUGUCCAUCUGUUAAUCUCUCUGUCCUGUCAUCAUCAUCUUCCUCUACCAUCCGUAUCAUAGCUUUUAUUUACUUUUUAUUCCCUUCCUGGUUUUUUUUUUGGUUACAUUUUUCUGCUCUGUUUUUAGUUUCCGUGGUAACAGUCGGGGUUGUUGUCAUGUGCCAUAGCUCUAAGUGUUCUGGGUGCGUGGCCUGCGGUGUUGUCAUGUCCAGAUAUACAUCAAACCCCUGUAUUCUUUUUGGGAUGUUUUUUUUAUUUAAUUUAGCCUUUCUUUUCAUAUUUGACGGUUUGUUUUGUUUCUUGUUAUUGUCAUUGUUUUUGUUUUGAAUCACCGGUUGGUUUGUUGAUGACUGAGGUGUUAAGGUCGAUGGAUACAUUCUGUUCUGAUUAUGGAGUAAAACAUCUUCUUUCUUUUUUAAAGAAAAGUAUUAAAAUGCUAUAAAAUAUGA